This is a messenger RNA of Cuscuta europaea, 2356 nucleotides long. The record is from the annotation of a GenBank genome assembly. Lineage: Eukaryota; Viridiplantae; Streptophyta; Magnoliopsida; Solanales; Convolvulaceae.
AAUUAGACAAGAAUUACAGUGAGGAUCAGCUUUGUCUUGAUUCUUCUUGAGCCCGGUUCCAAUUCGAAUCGAACCGAAAAUAGACAUGCCCACCGGGAAGGAGGGCAACUAUUGAGCUCGCGAGUCUGUUACGGCCAAAGUAUAGGCUCGAGUCGCUCGACUGCGGAGAAAAUUCCAUCAGGGAAGGGAAGCCCCUAAAUUGAUUUCGCAUGCUAACCCGAUCCUGGGUAAGUUGAUAGUCGGAAGCAGGCCCAACAGCAACAUCUACGCGCAGUGAAGUCGCAGAAGAUAGGAGGCAAAGCUCAAACUUGGAAUUUUAAAACUUGGACGAGCCAGAGGCUUCCAGAAUAGGCGAAAAUUAGUUGGCUUUUUUGCCUCGAGACUCUUCCGUUCAAUACAAACGAAAUCUUUUGCUUCAUCACUGAUAUCAACGGGGCAUUUUUAGUUUACUGUCCCAGUCAGAAAUUCAUGCCGGGAUUCGCUCCUCUCCGUAAAGGACAACAAAGCUCUACAUUGAGCAGGGCUGAGGCAGAACUGCAGAACCAGGCUAAGCACAGCCGUGACAUUAUAUAGGGCAAAGGCAGAAUCAAGGGAGUUCUUGUUUCUCGACAUACUUGUAGAGCCAUAGGUCAGUGUUACUUACUUAAGCAACAGCCAUAAAAGACGCCAUUCAUAAUCCUUUAGCUCUGCAAUCCAAACAUAUUCCUCUCUCCAUGCAAAAAUGCACAACCCUCAACCACCUCAAACAAAUUCAUGCUCAUCUGCUCAAACUCCCCGAGAGCCCUUCCUCCAUCGCUCCGCUUUUCUCCUUCGCUGUCUCCUCAAAGAACCCAGAUUUCUUUGGGUACGCGACUGCUAUUUUUCAGAACCUUCGGUUCCGAAGCACAUUCCUGUACAAUACAAUGAUCAGAGGAUACGUGCAAUCCCAUUUGCCUGUGUCCGCAAUUCUUUGUUACAAAGAGAUGCUCAGCUGUAAUCUUAUUGUCAACAAUUAUACGUUCACACCCCUUGUCAAGGCAUGCUCUAUGGUCUUAGACGUCUUUAAGGGAAUGGGGUUUUCAGUACAUGCCCAUGUACUGAAACUAGGGUUUUAUCAAGAUCGUUUUAUUGCUAGUGCGUUGAUUGAGUUUUACUCGUUGGCGCUUGAUGUGGGUAAAGCCAGUAUGCUGUUUGAUGAAAGUCCUGACAGAGAUGUGGUGUUGUGGACGACAAUGAUUGAUGGGUAUGGGAAAAUUGGGAAGGUCGAGAAAGCCAGACAACUAUUCGAGGAAAUGCCAAGCAGAAAUGUCAUCUCUUGGAGCACAAUACUGGCAGCUUAUUCACUGGUUAGUGAUUUUAAAGAAGUUUUAUUGUUAUUUAAGAAAAUGGAAGAUAUUGGAAUGAUGCCUAACGAGUCCGUUCUUGUGAGUGCGGUCACAGCUUGUGCUCAUCUUGGCUCAUUAGAGCAAGGCUUGUGGAUUCACUCCUUGGCAAAACGUUACAGGUAUGAUUCAAACCUUAUCUUAGCCACUACAAUAGUGGAUAUGUACUCGAAAUGUGGUAGAAUGGACUUUGCUCUAUCUGUCUUUGAGGGAAUAUCUUGUAAAGAUACCGGAUCGUGGAAUGCUCUUUUAUCAGGAUUUGCAAUGAAUGGAGAUGCAUUAAAAUCUCUUCGGGUCUUUGAUGAAAUGAUGUCAAGUGGGGCACAACCUAAUGAGACCACAUUCGUUUCUCUUCUUUCUGCCUGCACUCAUGCUAAACUAAUAGACAGCGGCCUUAUAUUAUAUGACAAAAUGAGUAGUGUUUAUGGGGUGAAACCAAGAUUUGAGCAUGACGCAUGUGUGGUAGACCUCUUAGCAAGGGCUGGUGAGUUAGAGGAAGCCGAGAAGUUCAUUGAAGAGAAGAUGGGUGGUAUAGAAAAGGGUGAUCCUAAUGUUUGGGGGGCAUUAUUGAGCGCUUGCAGGGUACACGGUAAUGUUGAAGUUGGUGACAGAUUAUGGAAAAAACUCUCUUCUAAUCCAAUGACAGCCCCCUAUGGUGGUCACAUGCUUUCUUACAUAAUGUAUAAGGAGGCUGGCUGGGAUGCAGAGGCUAGGAAUGUCAGACAAAUGAUUGAGAAGUCUGGAUUGAAGAAGAAACCUGGAUGUAGUGCUAUAGAAGUGAAUGGUGUGGUUGAAGAAUUCCUCGCGAGUGAUCUCUUGCAUCCCAAGGCCUGCGAAAUUUGUGAUUCUCUAGUUAAUGUGAUGUAUUUAGCUCAGUAAAGAAGUUCCAGAAUUUAUCAUAAUGCAGUGUUUUUCAUUUCAUAAUUCGUGUACAAUAAAUUGAUGAAUCAUUACCCACUGGAAUAUCAUUUUUUUUGUAAAUGUUUUCUUGGAUU